UCUACGGUCUGCAUUCAAAAAGAUUUAAGCAAGGAAAAUUUAUCAAAAAGAAAACGAAACCUUCACCAAACCAACUCAACCAGAAAUUUCCACCAAAUCAACCCAACCACAGAUUCGCGAUCGAGCUAUGACGUGGAGCCAUAGCAUAAACUUAAAUACACCACCACAAAACUCACCAAUUAGAUAAUAUCACCACUUAUUUUAUAAUAGCGUAUAGAUCAAUCAGGGUCAAUGUCCAUAUUUUGGUAACAGUACCAAUCAAAUUUCAAUUAGGUACUAACCCAGCGCCUCUCCCUAAUUAACCUCCCCCUUCCUCCCCAGUCAUCACCUCAAUAGCUCCCAUCCUCACCAUCGCUUUCGCGAACUUAGCCGCCCUCCGCAUCCUUGGCAUUCCUCCGCCACCACCACAGAGUCUGGUCUGACCCCAGAACUCCCCUCUUCUUCACCAAAUUCAAAUAAUACUUAUUGUCCAACUUGGCGGGCGACUGAACAUCAAGAUCAACAGUAGGAUCACUGGCAUUCUCGGCCCUCGGACACUGGCCCUUCAACUGUCCAGAAAAUGCGGGACCCAUAUUCAACGGGUCGGUGGAGUUACACGGUAGCGACAAUUUCUUCCUCAACGCUCGCCACCUCCUUUUUCAUCACAAUUAAGCGCAAGAUGGGAGAAGGCUCAGAAACAAUAACGAGGAUGAGGACCCCGAGAACUAAUGACAGCGUUCUCAGCAACUGGAAGAUGGUGAAGGAGGAGUUCACUUUCCCUGCUGGCUCUGUCCCUCUUAAUAGCUGUCACGCUUCGACCAUCGUCGAGGUCAACAAAGAUAAAUUCUGGAGAGAGAGCAGCUACCUCCGGGGAUUCUUGGCCCCAUCAAGAACAAGGUCGAUUGCUUUGUGGAUCUUUGGGAUGGUCACCCUUUCUGGAGCUGACUCCAUUGGGGUCGCCAACUGCUCGUUGCUACCGGGUAACUCCACCGACCCGUUGAAUAUGGGUCCCGCAUUUUCUGGACAGUUGAAGGGCCAGUGUCCGAGCGCGCGAGAAAUGCCAGUGAUCCUACUGUUGAUCUUGUGA
Messenger RNA from Asparagus officinalis (garden asparagus), 1066 nucleotides. RefSeq lists its product as uncharacterized. Gene Ontology annotation, biological process: response to oxidative stress. NCBI's taxonomy places the organism in Eukaryota, Viridiplantae, Streptophyta, Magnoliopsida, Asparagales, Asparagaceae. Gene Ontology annotation, molecular function: heme binding; peroxidase activity. The record is from RefSeq and is a predicted model, not a curated record. The transcript has 5 exons. Bases 560 to 1066 code for a protein of 168 amino acids.